AGUUUCACCGGAUUAUAACCCAUAGAUGGGAGCCUGACGUGUGAUCGGAAGCAAGGAAUUUUAUAACGGGGAAAUUGGUACUCAAUCAACAUGCUUACUGAUGAGGAAAUCAAACAGAAACAGGCACGGAUCAAGGAAAGCAGAGAGCUACGUCGUGCACUGAUCGAUGAUCGUCACAUGCAUAUUGUAAGUCAGUUGGAACGCUAUUUCGGUUUCGAUGGUCCCACCAUUUGCGACUGGCUGUUGGACAGCCAACAACUGGAAGCAAUGCAAGAAUUUUUUGCGAAAGAUCGCAGUAAAGUCCUCUUUGUUGCCUGCGCCGAAGCUGGUUUCACUCUGGUCAAGUCAAAGGACACAUUCCGAAUUUAUAAAAAGAGCUCCAAAUUGACAAAGCGGCUAUAUUUCCACUCUGGUCAAAUGCCAUUCACUAGUGAAACGGCGAUUUUCCUUCGGUUUGAUAACAAGGAAGCAAUUACUAUGAAGAAUAUCCGCACGGAUGUGUUUUCAUGCAAGUUUGAAAUGGCCGAGGGAUUCCUUCAGCCCCUGCACACUUUCAUGAGCAAAGCAUUCCUACCUCUGCUGUGGAUGCAAACUUCAUAUCUAGGAAAUCUGAAUCAUCAGGAACGAAGUGCCUAUUUUGAAUACGUGGAAAGCUAUCUCAAGAAUCUUUCGACUAUUAUUGUUUGCUCAAAAGAACAGGUGACUCUGGCCACCUCCAAACUACCAGAUCAUCUCCAGAAUGCGGAUGUAGAGACUCUUAUGCAGCUGUGUCAUCAUCCGGAAAUCUUGAACUACUUGGAGGAGAGUGCCUCACACUGGAUGAAGCAGAUUGAUGAGGAAGUAAAAGAAGUAGAACUGCUGCGCGUCGAAAGGGAACAAAAUGGCCCACAUGGAGAAUUUGAUUUUUGGAAGUGCCGAAUGACACGCAUGAACUCCUUGGCCACUGAGCUACGCCGCCAGGAUAUACAAAAAGUACUCAGCUGCUUGCAGUCAGCCAGGUCAAAAGUCAUGGAGAAGUGGAUCGACCUAGACAAAAAGGUGACGAACGCGUACAAUGAGGCAAAAGAGAACGUGAAAUUUUUGUCCACAGUGGAAAAACUAUGUGCUCCGCUCAAUCAAACGGAUCUGAAACUGAUUAUCAAGAAAAUGCCCAAUUUACUCAAAUCGUUGGGAUUGAUUUAUCAGCAUUCUACCUUCUACAACACAUUCUCCAAUAUGACAGUUUUAUUUGUGAAGAUUACCAAUCAAGUUAUCGCUACCUGCAAGCGAUUUCUCACUCAGGACCACACCAAAUCUAUUUGGGAGCAAGACAGUGAGGUGAUUAUUAAGAAAAUGAACGAGUGCAUUGAACUGAACCUAGCGUACCAGGAUGCGUACCGACGAACACGACAAGAGAUGAUCGAAUCAGGGGCAAAACACGCCUUCAACUUCUCAGAGGUCCAAAUAUUCGGUAACAUGAAUUUGUUUACUCAAAGACUCGAAUACUUGACCCGUGUACUACAGACGCUGGGACGGUACGCCACUUUACGAAGUUUUGUACUAGAAGGGAAGGAACCACUUAUUGUCAAGCUGGAUCGGCUGCAUUCCAUCAUCACUUCAAAGCAAUACGAUUAUCUCGAUCAACGCAAUCAGCAAUUCGAAGUUGAUUAUGAAGACUUUAAGAACCGAAUAGCGGAUCUUCAUGCCAACCUACUCACCAUCAUCGCGGCAUAUUUUCGUAAACCGUCAGGCUUGCUUUCUAAAAUUAAAUUACAAGAACGGUUAGAAACCCUCAAGAUACCAGAACUGAAUCAUAAAGAGCGUUAUGAAAUUAUAUGCAAAGGGUUGAAAGAUGAGCUGAUAAACGCAGCUCGCUUGUUCAAAAAUGGCGUUGCUGAUCCUCCUUUGGACAGAAACAUGCCUCCAUUCGCCGGUGAGUUUCAUGAGGACAAUUGUAGAACCCGAUCCUUAGCCUUUUACUCACAACAUUUAGAAGUUGACUAACAACAGUAGCUGCAAACCAGACGUGUAAGUCUCUAUAACACGAAAAUCGAUGUGUGCAGUCGACUAGAUCUGGCAGUAAACUUCAUACUAUAAGAAGUACUGGAAGUGUAUAAUGGAAAUUGUAAGUAAUAUCAAGGUUGUGAAUUGAAAUAGAUGGUAAAAUGGGAGUCACACUAAAAUAGUGUAGGGGUGGUAUGCAAAGAAGCAGCUCAUGUCACUUCAGAUUCCUAUCAGUUUCAGGGUAAAGAUUGCUAGUACCCCAGAGGUAUUGUCUUCGUGAACAGAGUGGUCACUUGUACUGUGAAUACGUUCAAACAACAAACAAUGGUUUACCACAGGUUAAAAAGCAAGUACUUAACGAAUCCACUAGGAUGGCGGGAGUAACAACUAUAAUAUCAAAGGCUAUAUGAAUUAUAUCCCGAACGUCCAUCGAGAUAAUGCGUGGAUACAUAACUUGAGUGCAACAUAAUAAGCUGAUGCAAGCAUGCAGAACAACACGGAGUGCAGUAAUCGUUGAUGUAAAUCGCGGGAAAAAUAAAAUAUGACCCCUCACUCAUGUGCCACAUUAAGCCGGUAGAAGCGCACGUAGAAAUUGAUCCACGGUAGCGCAGCUUAGGUAAUGAAGUACUGAGAGCUAAGAGAAACAUACAAUCACCUUUUGUAGAGGUGCAAACUAGAGGAGAAUACGGCUAAUUUUGGAAGAUUCCCAGGGUUGGCAAACCCGAAGAGGGAAGUGUUUUCGUUGACACUCACACAGUUUCAGGCUGUUACCUCUGAGCUUGGUGUUGUGGCCAAGUUUAGCAAAUGGCGUCAUACGUGGUUUGGGUCACCCAAUAUUUAGUACACUAAUAUGAGAUGGCUGCGUUACCUUCGGUAGCGUCCACUGAAGGCUCCCAGCAACUGCACUCUUGGCUGGUAAGAGCGAUCGCACAGGUCCUUAGCAUUAUUUGUUGCCCUGCGUUGUUUUAUCUGCAGCAUCUCUAGAUUGCGCUUCAACCGUGGGUGUAUUUUGCGUGAUAGCGCGUGUAGGAAUUGUACAUCAUUGGGGAAGCUUGGUGGGUCAAACCUCCGAAAUGCCGUUCGUAGCAGACCGACAAGCUGUUGCCUCUUUUUGCAGCGGCCUUGGACUAUUUUGAACAGUUGUGGUCCCUCUGUCCAAACCAACCAAGGUCACUUUUCUGUGAGCCGGUUCGUUGUCUAUGUGCCCCGAGCUAACACCAGUCAUGUCUAUGGCGCAGUUAAACAACUCGACAUUUUCAACAUUAAAUGGUAGGGUAUUCUGAACUGACCAAUUCGCAAUCUUGUCAAGAUUGCACUGGAGCCGUUGGUGGUCGUUCGGUCCUCUGUUCGUUCAUCCUAUGUUGAUAUCAUCUG
Molecule: messenger RNA, 3357 nt
Organism: Dicrocoelium dendriticum
Lineage: Eukaryota; Metazoa; Platyhelminthes; Trematoda; Plagiorchiida; Dicrocoeliidae
Source: the annotation of a GenBank genome assembly